Fusarium odoratissimum NRRL 54006 is the source of this 3431-nucleotide messenger RNA. Its product is annotated as glutamine amidotransferase. The record is from RefSeq and is a predicted model, not a curated record. NCBI's taxonomy places the organism in Eukaryota, Fungi, Ascomycota, Sordariomycetes, Hypocreales, Nectriaceae. Gene Ontology annotation, biological process: pyridoxine metabolic process; pyridoxal 5'-phosphate biosynthetic process. Bases 470 to 1186 code for a protein of 238 amino acids. Gene Ontology annotation, molecular function: glutaminase activity. The transcript has 2 exons. Gene Ontology annotation, cellular component: glutaminase complex; cytosol.
UCUCAUCUCAUCUCAUCUCACUCAUCUCUUAUCUUGCAUGAGUUCGCCACGAUAAGCCAUGUUCACUCUCCUCCAUUGUCCACACGUAUUGUUCUCUCAGCCCUUCUAGACUCCAGUACCAACAACCUCUAGUAAGUAACUGACUCAAUAUAGUUCAACUACCUCCUCAACUCUUAUUCUCUUAGCCCGGAGAACAAUCGGGGUAGUCCGGAGGUACUCUCGCUCUAGCGGCUCCGUCAUGCAUGCAGCCUACAUGCGCUCUAAUGCACGUCUUUAUCCCUUUUCGGUCACUCCGGUACCCAUCACCAGAAUCUGGGGAACCUUUCUAUCUUGUAUGUCACUUGCGAGUGACUAAGAUUUUUUUGCCUUCGGUGAAAGGCUCCGAGUUUAAACUGUCCGUUAUCGCUCCUUGUCUUUAUCAUCUCAUAUUUCUCUGGCAAAUCAUUGUUGUUGAGAACUCCAAGUCAGAAUGAUCAGUCUUACGGUCGGUGUCUUGGCCCUUCAGGGUGGUUUUGCUGAGCAUAUCGAUCUUGUUCAAAAGGCCGCAGAGUACCUUUCUUCUACAGAAGGUAUUUCCAAGACGAAAUUCCACUGUAUCGAGGUUCGCACGAAAGAAGAACUCGAUCAGUGCAAUGCUCUGAUCAUUCCUGGCGGCGAGAGCACCACUAUCUCUUUCGUCGCCGCUCAAUCUGGUCUCCUUGAGCCAUUGAGAGAUUUCGUCAAAGUCCAGAAGAGGCCAGUCUGGGGAACAUGUGCAGGCCUUAUUCUCCUCUCAGACGAGGCAAAUGCUACCAAGAAAGGUGGUCAAGAACUCAUCGGUGGUCUCGCAGUCCGCGUUCACCGCAACCACUUUGGUCGUCAAAUGGAGAGUUUCGAGUCAGGAAUGAACCUCCCCUUCUUAAACGACGAUAAACCGUUCCCUGGAGUCUUCAUCCGCGCACCCGUCGUGGAAGAAGUCAUCGGUUCGUCUGACGAUGGACGACCACCAGUUGAGGUCCUGGCCAAAUUACCAGGUCGAGUAGAUAAGAUGAAGUCUGGCGUCUCACAAGCCAAUACCAAGGACGAUUCAGGGGACAUCGUCGCUGUUAGACAGGGUAAUGUGCUAGGAACAAGCUUUCAUCCUGAGUUGACGAAGGAUGAGAGGAUACAUGUGUGGUGGUUGAAGGAAAUUCUCAACCAGCAAUAAAUACAGCGACAUAGACGGCGUUUUGGGACAAUAGAAAUAUUAAUUAUUAUUCGGGGGUAUCAACCACUUAUUUACUACGUUUCUUCAUACUUUGCCCAUCGCUGCAUCAUAUCCAGGCGGCGGUGGUGAAUGCGCUCGAGCUGGUCCUCUCUGUGAACAAGAGCCAAAGCCCAAUAUCUGAAGAAUCUCAAGAUCACCCAUCGACUGCGCCAAUUCCUGCGGUGAAAUACACCCUCCAACAUUCAUAUCAGCGCCGUGUGCUUUCAGAACCCUUAACAACUCCGUAUCUCUCCUCGAAAUAGCUUGCAUCAAUGGCGUUCUGCCCUUCUUAUCCGCCGCAUUAGCGUCAGCGCCAGCUUCGAGAAGAAGCUUAGCCUGAUCCCUCUUCCCGUUAUCAAUAGCGUAGAGCAAAAGUGUCUCGCCGCUGCUCAUCUUCUUCUUGGUGUUGGAGCCAGCGGCGAGCAUCAUUUUCACGAGGUCGGUGUUGCCUGUCUCCAUGGCGAAACAGAUCGCUGCGACGCCCCAUGUUCCGUCUGAUACGUUUGGUGAAGCACCGUGGUCGAGAAGCAUCCUGACGGCUCGAAUUUUCUCGUUCUGUGAAAGUUUGCUGUCGCGGAGGGCUAUGACGAGAAUUGGGUGGCCGACGAGAUCCUUUGCGCUAGCAUUGGCGCCAUGUUUGAGAAGAAGUUCUGCCAUGUCAAGUUUUCUCUUUGCAAUAGCGUCCGCGAGAACAGAUAGUCCACUCAAGUUCUUUGAGCUUGCGUUUGUUCCACUUUCAAGAAGCAGCUUCAUCAUAUCCAUACGAUCCUGGCUCGCUGCGAUAGACAAUAGCGAAUUGCCAGACAGAUCGCUAGUGUCUGGAUUCGCGCCAUGUUGAAGCAGCAUCCUAGCAAGCUCCAAGUUACCCUUCUUGACAGCCUGUGCAAGAACCGGUCGUCCAGAGGUGUUCGUGGUGUUUGGCUUCGCACCGUUGUCCAAAAGAAGCUGAAUACCCUCCAAAUUCUCACUGUUGCAUACAUCGACAAAGUAUGAUUGUCCAGACCAGCUGGCAGCGUUAACGUUCCAUGUGCCCUGGUCGAUGAGCAUCUUUGCAACGCCAAUGCUUCCAACUGAUGCGGCCAGGAAGACCGGUGGAAUCUUCAUAUCUCUGCCGUUGGUGUCGGCACCAGAACCGAUAAGAAACCGCACAGCGUCUUCUUGAUUGGCCAGGAUAGCACAGCCCAGAGGCGAAUUGCCUUCUCCGUUUCGUCCGUUGAUGUUCGCUCCUUGUGCGAGUAAGCCGCUCAUUUGUUGAACAUCACCGCGAAGAGCCGCUUGACACAGAGCUGUGGAUAAAGGAUCAGGCUUAGGCCAGAGACCAGCUGUCAUGGCCUUGAACGAGUUUGUCAACGAAGACAGACCUUUAGCAAACCCUGAAGAUCCACUUGGUGAUUCGCAGCUCGGCGAUUGAGCUGAAGAAGGCUGUGCUGGUUCAUAAGGCGGAGGUUCGAUAUCGCCAGGAAGAGGACCUUUACUACUCGAUGCAUAAGAGUCGUUCUGCGAUCCAGUGAAAAGAAUAUCCUUUGUCUGAGAAGCCUUUUGACAAGCUCUGUUAACAUGAUCAAAGAUCUCUCUUCCACUCUUGGUAUCGAGAGCAGAAUCUUGAUCAUCCCGAACUUUGCUAGCACAUCAUGAAUAAACGUUCACACAGCGAGAUGAGCACCACUCACAUCGACAGCACUUUUGCGAAGAACGCAAAAAGCCGGGAAAACGCAACAACAGCAUCACUAUAAACCACCAAAAACACCUCAUCCAACAACGGCAGCGUCUCGGCCUGCAGUCUCAUGACCUGUUUAUUCAACACAGUCGCGACAACAUCGCACGAUCCAAGACUCUGACUUAUCGUCGUCUGCAAUCGACCCGAGAUAGCGCUGGCGCUAUUCAGCGCAGUCUCGAGAACGCCCACAUGCUGAUGGAGCUGAUACAACCUCGUCGCGAAAGAGGACAAUCGCUCGUCGGGUACUUCUAGCGCAGUGUUUAAUUCAUUGAGCUCUUCGGCGCUGGACAACACACGGUGAGAAAUACUCGAGCCGAGCGAGGUAAGUGAAAUAACCGAGAAGCCGUCUCCGUCCAUUGUAUGUGGGGAAAGUUAAGAAGGGUUGAAGUGGGGGAUUGUCAGAUCGACUGAGGGCAGGCUUCAGUCUACUGCUAUAUAACCAUGGAAACUACAUCACUGACUGCCUAUUCCCAGUAGGGCUGAUAGCGG